CCAGAGAUCUGAUUCACUCGGGGUUAAGAAGAGGCAACUUCUAUUAGUGAUUGAGAAAAGGAGCUGUUGGGAGGAGACACCUGAGAGUACUAUAACCUACUUCCUUUGUACUAAUUCCUCAAUAAUCUUCAUAUCGCCUGGUGAUAGUAUAUCGGAGCUGACAUGAAGGCCAUUUUUGCUAUCUCGUUGUGGAUUUCUGUGUUGAAUUCCUUCCAAUCUGCUAAAGGUGAAAGCCGUCUCAUUGGCUCAGAUGAUCCAAUCAUGGUCGCUCCUGGCACAGACGUCAUCUUGCCGUGCCGCUUGGAGUUUGAGAUGGACCUGGUGAAUAAAACCAUUGAAUGGUCCAGAGUGGGCGAGAAGACAGAACCAGCCAAACAAAAGAGCUUGAAAACCUACGUUUUCCUGUACAGGAGAGGAAUACAAAUCACCGCCAUGAUGAUGCAGUCGUACAUCCAGAGAACGUCGAUGUUUGACGACAGGCUGAGACGUGGAGACAUGUCACUCAAGAUCUCUAAUGUGACGUUUGAGGACAAUGGGAUUUAUGAGUGCUCCCUACCCAGAAGACAACAGCGGGCCAAAGUUCUGCUGGUUGUCAGUCCAAACUUUCCAACGACAUCAACAAGGAAGCCACUGUAUUUCACCGACCUCCCAGGCAAUUACAGAGGGAAUGGAAACCUCCUAAAAAUUAGACCAUCCAUUGUGGUCGUAUUCACUUUGCUUGGAUUCUACUUGGCUCUUUGUCUUUUUAUCAUCAUAAAAAGGGAAAUUCACCUCGACACUAGAGAGAAAAAGAGAACCCAGUAAAAUGACCAAACCAACAAGCAAAGUUACUUAUGCAUAAGGAAGGAGCAAGAUUCAUGGGGCUGUGCCAUCAACCUUUUCCUCCAAGAACUGAUCCUUGCCUUGCUUCUUUUAUUGGAAAGCACAAGUGGGAGGUUACAACAUUCAAACGAAGAAGCAAAGUCAAAUGUUCAUUGGAUGUUCAACAAUCAAACAGUUGAUGGGAGGUGUCAUGAAAGAACAUUUACAUUCAAAUCAGCAUCGCCUGCCCUCCUGCUGGGGACAGUGUAUGGUAAACCCUUUCACCCUAGCGUGAGGAAGGAAGCAGGACAGGACACUUAACAUCUGUUCCUAAAAGCUGAAGAACCUUUCUGUAAGCUACAGUUUGGAUUAACAUUUUAAAAUACAUUUAUACAAUGAUAAGAAUAAAACAUUUUUUCACAGUUUUUUUUUACAGAUUUUUGAAAAAAAAAAAACACUCCUAACACACCAGUUUAAUUGAUGAUGUAGUUAGAAAGGUUUUGCAAAUAUUUUGCAUCACGUAAAUGUAAGGCAACAGCAGAGGCUCUGCAGUGGAGCCAGGAUGAGCUUAGGAUGACAGGAGGGCUCCGUGGAUGAACGCAGGAUGACAAUGGGAGUGCUGGGAUAACCGCUGGAACGGCGUUUGACGAUGGAAACGGCGGCAUGACUGCAUGAACGAUACAGUGACACCGUGAGUGGCCCGUCAGUCGGUGCCCAUCAUGAGCUCUACUCCCGAUGCAGGGCCGGCACUGGGCUGCAUGGCGCUCUAGGAAAAACGUUAUUAAACGUGUUACCAUGACAACGCGCCGGACCACAGAUGGGCGGUCGCCUAGGUCGACUGUGCCCAGUGUCCACGCUCUUCAGUUGAGUUCUGACUUCAUGAACCUUCUCCCACUCGUGUUCAAA
Molecule: messenger RNA, 1707 nt
Organism: Oryzias melastigma (Indian medaka)
Lineage: Eukaryota; Metazoa; Chordata; Actinopteri; Beloniformes; Adrianichthyidae
Product: selection and upkeep of intraepithelial T-cells protein 2
Exons: 5
Coding region: 163-804 (213 amino acids)
Source: RefSeq, a predicted model, not a curated record